GACACUGAGCCGGGCGGGGCCUGGCGAGGAGCACGCAGGUCACGGGAGAGCCCGCGACGCCUGCGGACAGGCGCUUGACACGCGCAGCUGUGGGAGGGAUGGGCCGCAGAUGUUUCCUUUCUUCGUCUCGGAUCUCGGGAUUUGGAGACACUGGUUCGAUGUCAACAUUCGUUUCACCUGCUCCUUCAUUUAUUCAAGGGAGGUCGACUGCGGGCCGACUGGGCGCUGCACCCCGGCGGCGGACAGGUCACAGACCUGGCAGCUUGGUCGGAGAGAGCGAGGCCAAGCGUGCCCACAGAGCAGGGCCUAGGACAAGCAGGUCGGAGCAGCGUGGAGGGAGGGGCGCUUCCUGUCCUGUGGCCGCUGGGAAAUGGAGUCUGUCCCGCUUUCCUGUCCCCAAGUCUGCCUGGGAUUGUGUUUACAACCCAAAGCGAGCCUGCCGUGCCGGCAGCACCCAAAGAACGGUCACCAUGGCAAUACGGAGCAAGCGCUAUUUUAGCCACAUGAGGCAUCACAGGGAGACGCGGUGGCAGAGCCGAGACAGGUCUCCCACUCUCCGCCCGAGCUCCUCGCCUGUCCACACCAGGCCACCUGCAUCAGGACCCACCGGGCUGAGGUGCCACCGCCUCAGUAAGCCCGCCCAUCAGAGCGUGAGGCUGCGGCCCCAGGGAGAAGAUCACCGGGACCCGGUCACCCAGGGUCAGGAGCCUCCUGUGGACAGGGCCCCGGCUGCCGUCCCCAAGGGACAGGGCCCUGCGCCCAGAGGCAGCCCUCAGCCCUCUCUGACCCCCGAUGACCCUCGCCGUGGAAGAGCAGGUGGGGUUGACACCUGCUUUCAGGAUGGGACUUCAUCUCUGCAGCUCCCACCCGGGUGGGUAGGUGGCCGAGGCUCUGGGGCCCUGGGAGAUGCAGCACCUUGCAGGGUCCAGCGCAGAUCCCAGGGCAGGCCCCUCCGUGCCCCAUCUGCCCCCCCCCCCCCCGCACGGUGCCUCGGGGGAGUCCCGAGAGCUGUGCCUUCAAGGUCACCCUGAGGGGAAGCCACCCAGCCUGGCCAGACGGUUCCCAGGACUGCUCGAAGGCCGGGCCUGGGGGGUGGGGCCCUUGGUACCUGGGAGAGGGGGGCUGCGGGCACCCCAGGCCAAGGACACGAAACCCACAGCUACCCCAUCCAGGUGCUCGGGCACCUGGGCCCACCCAGGGAGGGGCCACCUUAAGGGAGGCAGUCCAGGUGGACGCCACAUGCACAGCGGGUUCCGUGAUAGGAGACGAACUUGAGGUCCAGUCACCAAGUAUUUUAUACCAGGCAGAAAACCCUGCCCCUUCCCCUGCGGGGACAAGUCCAAGCUGUGUGUGCAACAGACCUCCUUGGAGAGACAGUGCAGGACAAAAGGCAGGUAGCAUCUUGCUCAUAAGAUGUGCAGAGACCCAGAGUCCCAUGGAGGGCAGUCUCCCAGCGGGAACUCGGGACAUCGCUUCCUGACUUGGCGGGACCCAGCAGGCCUCUCAGGAGGGGUGUCCUGCCCUCGGUGUCCUGGCUGGGGACCCUUCCAGGCCUCUGCCUCGUUGUCCUUCAGCUCCUUGGCCUCAGUGGAGCCCCAGCCUCUCUCGAGGGUCCCCUCACUCAGCCUCAGCGGACCAGGGCAGGCAGCCCAGAGGCUGGACCACCCGCCUGGUCUGAUCGCACUGUCUGGCCUCGCCACUCCACCUCUAAAUUGUGUUGAGUCCGGAAUGGGGACAGGGGUGUCCCUUCUCCCGUGUGUCACACGCCACUUGCCGUGCUGGUACACCAGCUCCCCGAAAAUCAAAGCCCCGGGUUUAGUGUUUGCCGAGUUCCACGGCGUGAAUUCACUGAACUUGGCGUCAGGGAGACGUGUACACAUCAGCUCCCGUGAGCCUGGGGGAGCCCCCUCCUCCUCCCCCAUCCUCUUCUUCCUGCAGCCCCCCGGGCUGGGAGAGGGGGGCUCUCGCAUUUCUCAGGACCCACCCUCCUCCGCAGGGCAGCACGCCCCUCCCCACCCCCGGAGGAAUAAAUCAGCAUCUCCUAGAAGUGCCCUUGCUGUGCUCAAUGGGACCUAAGAGACUGCAGGGAAUUUUCAAGACACGGCCCGGACUGCACGUGUACUGUCUUCGCUGCAAAUCCUACUUCGAGUAUCUAAACCCAAACACUAACCUUCUGUGUGUCUCCUGUACCAGGCUAAUCGCCUCGCAGCCCAGGCAGACGUGUGCCUUGGGCCAACCAAUAACUAUAAGUAGCACCUAGUGAGUGGGACAAGGUACAGACACCGCUGUCGGUGCCUUUUAAUUGUAGCAGUUAAUGUUCACGAAAACCAUAUACCAUCGUUUCCCCAUUUAACAGGUGACGGUCCCCAGGGCAGGUGGGUCACUUGCCCAAGGUUACAUGACAGGCGUUCAAGUCCGGAGCCCACACUCUCAGCCGCCGUGCGGACAGGGCUUCUCAACCGAGGGGCCGCACCUGGGGAGGCAAACCGCGCUCAUUUUCCCCCAAACGGUCACCCUGUUACCCUGGGAAUCCAGAACCUCCUGGUUGUAGCAGCUCUUGACGCCUGGGCCAGGUCCCCUCAGCUCCCCUCCAGCCUCAGAGCAGCGGGGGGACAGCCCCCGAGCCCACGGCCAGCGUUCCAUCUCCUCCACCGCCGUCCCGCCUGGGACCUCCUCUGACCUGCUUAGCCUGGGGUGGGGCAGCCUGAAAGGGUGGAGGCUUAAGGUCCCGGGGCGGGAGGCGGGGGAGGGGACCCGGCUGAUGCAUCCUCAGAGGACCGCGGUGAGGGGCCCCUCAGAGGGGCUCCGGGGAUGGAGACCCCGCCCUGCAGUGACAGCCCAGUAGCCACACUCCACUGGCUUUUCCUCCUGCAUCUCCCCACCUUGCUUGCUCCCGUGUCCCGGGGUCACUUCCCAAGGUCGCCCCAGGCACUGAAGUCCUCGCACAGACGCUGCCUUGGGCUCUUGGAAGAGUCAUGGGGUUACCACUCAGUGGUGUCAUGACAACAGCCUGGCUUCGCUGGUGGAACCUGGGAGGUGAGAAGAGGCCUGCACACCUCCCACUGCUGCGUCUGGAGCCGACCGUGGCCUCAGGGCAGGCGGGGAGAGCCGGAAAGUUCUCCAGGCCACCCUGUCUCCUACAGCAAGAUGGCAGGGGGUGCUGACCAUCAGGCCCCAGGUCCAAUCCUAGGUGAGGCGACAGAGCCCCCCGAGGACUGCCCGUGCGCCUUGCCAGGCCUCUCGGGUUGAGAUCAGGACCCUGAUGAGGAGGAAUAGCACCUGAGGUCCGGGGUCCUUCUGAGCGAGUUCACCUGAGGGUCUCGCACCCCCGAGUCGCAUCCCGCUUGUUUGUGGGAAAGAGGCUUCCCUUGUCAGGGGUCCCUAAAAAUACAUCUGAGAUGGAUGCCUUUGCCAAAGGGUGCUUGUUGUGUGCGUUUCCUGUGGAUGCUGUAACAAAGGACCACAAACCGGAGGGGGUGCUUAAGACAGCAGAAAUCUAUUCCCAGAGUCUGGAGGCCAGGAGCCCACGAUGAGGGUGUGGGCAGGGCUGGUUCCUUCUCCAGGCAGCGGGGAGGAUCCCUGCCAGCCUCUGCCCUAGAUUCCGGUGCUUUCCUGGCCAUCCUUGGGCUCCUUGGCUUGUAGACACCUCUCUGCCUCUGUCUCCACAAGGUGUCUCCCUGUCUCACUGUGUCCUCUUUGUAAAUAAGGACACUAGGGGUUGGAUCUAGGGCCCACCCUGAUGCCAUAGGACUUCAUCUAAACCCGCACCUUAACUGCAUCUUCAAGGACCCUAUAUCCAAUAUCACACUCACAGGUACCAGAGAGGAGGCCUUAACACACCUCCUGGGGGACACGAUCCACCCCACCACUCACGCGCUUCAGACUCUUACCCACCCCCCACCGCCUUCCCUCACCUCAUCCAGGCCGACAGCCGGGACCGAGUCGCGACAGCCUGAGCGGGCAUAUGGACGGAGGACCUGCGGCUCCCAGCUCACACGCGCUCGGCCGUGUGGGAGCAGCUCUGGAGGGUGUUGGGUUGGGGGGCGGGGGUGGACGUAAGGCUGGACAGGGGACAGUUUAUUGAUGUGGGAGCUCACCUGUGACUAGGGGUGGACCGUCUGAGCGAGGUGGCACCAGCCCUCAUAC
This is a messenger RNA of Physeter macrocephalus (sperm whale), 4146 nucleotides long. RefSeq lists its product as uncharacterized. The coding region runs from base 99 to 1031 and encodes 310 amino acids. Lineage: Eukaryota; Metazoa; Chordata; Mammalia; Artiodactyla; Physeteridae. The transcript has 3 exons. The record is from RefSeq and is a predicted model, not a curated record.